This is a messenger RNA of Eruca vesicaria subsp. sativa (arugula), 170 nucleotides long. Lineage: Eukaryota; Viridiplantae; Streptophyta; Magnoliopsida; Brassicales; Brassicaceae. The record is from the annotation of a GenBank genome assembly.
AUUCAGUUUACAUCUCCGUGAUUUCCUCCAAAUCUCCGGCAAAAAACUUUUCGCUCCCUCGUCGCUUUCACUACGGAGGUUUCGUUUUCUCCUCGGGAGAAAAAGUCGUUAGCACUUUCGACUUCGUGCUUCUCACGGCCAGAGGAUUGUUUGUAUCUUGUGAUGUGUAG